This is a messenger RNA of Camellia sinensis, 2743 nucleotides long. RefSeq names its product Tetratricopeptide repeat (TPR)-like superfamily protein. The record is from RefSeq and is a predicted model, not a curated record. Gene Ontology annotation, biological process: RNA modification. Lineage: Eukaryota; Viridiplantae; Streptophyta; Magnoliopsida; Ericales; Theaceae. Gene Ontology annotation, molecular function: protein binding; RNA binding.
AUGGGAAUUCCCACCUAAGUAAAAUCACAUCUCCCUCUCUCUCUCUCUCUCUCUCUCUCUCACUCCCCAGAGACACUUGAAUUGUCCACAACUAUGCUUCACAGUUUAUGGACGCUAUCAAAACACAGAAAAGCGAGCUCAUGUUGUGUUCUGGCAUGUAGCAUACUUGGGUUCUGUACAGAUAACCUUGUCAGAGUCAGAUUGUUUACAGACAUUAAUAAGGAUGACACUUUACAUGCCUUUAUUCAGAUCAUGCACAACCUCAAGAGCACUCUCUCAAAUCCAUGCCCAUCUAUUUGUCACUGGACUCCAAACAGACCCACUUGCUUCUACAAAACUCAUUGAAUCAUAUUCCAACAUGGGCUCCCUUGAAUCUGCUUUCCUUGUCUUCGACAACUUCCCAAAUCCCGAUUCUUUCAUGUGUGGUGUACUCACCAAGUGCUGUGUGUGGAAUGGCUUCUUUGGAGAAGCCAUUUCACUCUACAAUAACAUGCUGUACAACAAUCAAACCCGUAUUACUAGUUUUGUGUUCCCAUCUGUAUUGAGAGCUUGUUCAGCUUUUGGUGAUCUGGUUAUGGGCCAAAAGGUCCAUGGGAGGAUAAUUAAAUGUGGGUUUGAGUCUGAUUCUGUUGUUCAGACCUCAUUGCUUCAUAUGUAUGGUGAAACAGCUGGCUUAGAUGAUGCUCGCAGGGUGUUUGAUGGAAUGUCUGUGAGAGAUGUUGUUUCGUGGAGUUCAAUUGUUCUGAGUUAUGUGCACAAUGGGCAGGGAAGUGAAGGGUUGAAAAUAUUUUGUGACAUGAUCGUGGAAGGUGUAGAACCCGACUCGGUAACCAUGCUUGGUGUGGCUGAGGCUUGUGGUGAAUUGGGUUUUCUCAGACUGGCAAAAUCGGUCCAUGGCUAUGUAGUGAGAAAGGAGAUUGAAAGUAAUGGCUCAUUGGUUAAUUCUCUCAUUGCAAUGUAUGGUAAAUGUGGUGACUUUUAUAGCGCGGAGGAACUCUUUGACAACAUUAUUCACUGGAGUACUUCUUCGUGGACGGCGAUGAUUACAUGCUACAAUCAAAAUGGGCUCUAUCAAGAAGCUUUACACACUUUUAUUGAUAUGCAAGAGUCCAAUGUGGAACCCAAUGCAGUAACCCUGAUGGGUAUUUUAUGUUGUUGUGCUAGGCUAGGCUGGCUCAGAGAAGGAAAGUCGGUUCAUUGUUAUGUUGUUAGAAAAGCCAUAGACACUGGCUAUGAUCUUUUGGGAUCGGCAUUGAUAGAUUUGUAUGCUAAUUGUGCGAAUCUAAAAUAUUGCCAGAAGCUUUUCGAUACAACUCAAGAGAGACAUAUAGUGUCAUGGAAUAUGCUAAUAUCAGGUUAUGCUCGGGAGGGGCUAUCAAAGGAGGCUUUGACUCUGUUUGAGCGAAUGCAAGGUCUAGGAACAUUGCCAGACUCAUUUACUCUGGCAAGUGUUCUCUCAGCAUGUGGAAAUAUCAGCUGUUCCCAAUUCGGACGUCAGAUCCAUGGUCAAGUUAUUAAAACAGGCGUCUUGAAUGAGUUUCUCCAGAAUUCAAUGAUUGACAUGUACUCCAAAUGCGGGUUUUUGGACUCAGCAUACAUGAUAUUUGACGAGGACCAAACAAGAAGUGUAGUAACUUGGAAUUCCAUGAUCUGUGGAUUUUCUCAAAAUGGUAAUUCAUUAGAAGCAAUUAGUCUAUUUGACAGAAUGUAUUCAAAUUGUCUGGAAAUGGAUGAAGUGACUUUCUUGAUUGUAAUCCAAGCCUGCUCAAAUUUAGGAUACUUAGACAAGGGAAAAUGGGUUCAUCAUAAGCUCAUUACCUAUGGUGUAACUAAGGAUACAUAUAUUGAUACAGCUUUGACUGACAUGUAUGCUAAAUGUGGAGACCUUCAUGUGGCCCAGACAGUUUUCGAUAGCAUGGUAGAGAGGAGCGUGGUGUCAUGGAGCACCAUUAUAGCCAGUUAUGGGAUGCACGGACAGAUUGAUACUGCUAUCUCACUUUUCAAUCAAAUGGUGGGGUCAGGAAUAAAACCAAAUGAAGUUACUUUCAUGAAUAUUCUGUCUGCUUGUAGUCACACAGGAUAUGUAGACGAAGGGAAGUCAUAUUUUAGUUCAACGAUGAAGGACUUUGGCAUUGAUCCAAUGCCUGAACAUUUCUCUUGUAUGGUUGACCUUCUGAGCCGAGCUGGUGAUCUCGAUGGAGCAUAUAGAAUCAUCAACAAUAUGCCAUUCCCAGCAGAUGCAAGCAUCUGGGGCACUCUGUUGAAUGGGUGUCGAAUCCAUAGGAGGAUGGACAUGAUUAGAAGUAUUCAAAGACGCAUUUUUGAUAUAGAGACAGAUGAUACAGGGUAUUAUACUCUAUUAUCUAAUAUUUUUGCAGAAGAAGGUGACUGGGAUGGGUUUAGGACGGUAAGAACAAUGAUGAGAAAUAUAGGUCUGAGAAAGGUCCAUGGGUACAGUACAAUUGAGAUUGAUAAGAGAGUUCACAGAUUUGGAGCAAAUGAUAAAUCUCAUUCCUGUGCAAAUGAAAUUUACAGCUGCUUGGAAAAUUUACGAAGUUUUUCAUAGGAAAAAUGUCAUGGUAUCAAGGGAUGUUUCAAUUUGUUCUACUAGCUGCUUCACCAAGGAAUAAGUGUUGCAGUUCAUAGCAAGAUGCUGGGAAUUGUAUGUGGAAAUUCAAAAGCAAUCCUGAAAUCUAACCAUGCACAUCUACAGUCUUUUAAAUUGAUAGGGAUUGCAAUUCUA